UUGAAUUUCUAUCGAGUCUCUGAGUCACACAUACUGAAAAAGGCUUUCUUCUCUCACCAUGAUUCACAGCCUGUUCUUGAUCAACUCCUCUGGGGAUAUUUUUCUAGAGAAGCACUGGAAAAGUGUGGUUAGUCGUUCCGUUUGUGAUUACUUUUUUGAGGCCCAGGAGAGAGCUACUGAGGCAGAAAACGUGCCUCCUGUGAUUCCUACUCCUCAUCACUAUCUCCUAAGUGUUUAUCGCCACAAGAUCUUUUUUGUGGCUGUGAUCCAGACAGAGGUGCCACCCCUUUUUGUAAUUGAGUUCCUUCAUCGUGUGGUAGACACAUUCCAGGAUUAUUUUGGAGUUUGCUCAGAGCUAGUUAUCAAAGACAAUGUUGUUGUGGUUUAUGAAGUACUUGAGGAGAUGCUAGACAAUGGGUUUCCAUUGGCUACUGAGUCAAACAUCUUGAAAGAACUGAUAAAGCCUCCAACUAUCCUUCGAACUGUUGUUAACACUAUCACAGGAAGCACAAAUGUGGGUGAUCAGCUUCCCACCGGGCAAUUAUCAGUGGUACCAUGGCGACGGACUGGAGUGAAAUAUACUAAUAACGAAGCAUAUUUUGAUGUGAUUGAGGAAAUUGAUGCCAUCAUUGAUAAAUCAGGUUCUACAAUUACUGCUGAGAUCCAAGGAGUCAUUGAUGCUUGUGUCAAGCUGACUGGGAUGCCAGACCUCACACUGUCUUUCAUGAAUCCUAGGUUGUUGGAUGAUGUCAGCUUUCAUCCGUGUGUUCGUUUCAAGCGCUGGGAAUCUGAGCGUAUCCUUUCCUUCAUCCCCCCUGAUGGAAACUUCCGCUUGCUCUCCUAUCAUGUCAGUGCUCAAAACUUGGUUGCAAUUCCAGUGUAUGUCAAACAUAACAUCAGUUUCCGAGAUAGUAGCUCACUAGGACGCUUUGAAAUUACAGUGGGGCCCAAGCAGACUAUGGGAAAAACUAUCGAGGGAGUGAUUGUCACCAGCCAAAUGCCCAAAGGGGUUCUGAAUAUGAGCCUUACUCCAUCUCAGGGCACCCACACUUUUGACCCAGUUACCAAGUUGCUCUCUUGGGAUGUAGGAAAAAUAAAUCCCCAAAAGCUGCCAAGUUUGAAGGGGACUAUGAGCCUUCAAGCUGGGGCUUCCAAACCUGAUGAGAACCCUACUAUCAACCUGCAAUUUAAAAUCCAGCAGCUGGCCAUCUCUGGAUUGAAAGUGAACCGUCUAGAUAUGUACGGAGAAAAGUAUAAGCCAUUCAAGGGCAUAAAAUACAUGACCAAAGCUGGGAAGUUUCAAGUCCGAACCUGAAAAGAGAAUACCAGAUUGAGGGAAGAGCCACAAAUACUUUUUCUAUUUUGUCUUACCCAGAAGUAAAGAACCAGCCUGUCUUCUGCACAUCAAUUUCUUCUUGGGCCAACAUUCUCCCUUUUUUCUGUGUUGAAUCUACUGAGCCUUUAGUCUCACUGAACAAAUCAAGGGAGAGGGGGAGUCACCAGGAGAACUGGACAUAUCUGAAGUUGAGUCAGUGAUAAUUUCAUUCUCAAAGAGGAAAUGAAACAUGGCAGAUUUGUUUGACUUUGUAUUUAACUCUUUUUAAUCUGUUUCCUGAAGAAGGCUGGCAUAUGUUGCUUGCCUGACCUUUCUUUCUAGAGCUAGGAAAAUAGUCCUUUCUAAAAGAUAGUGAUAAGAAAGUUCGAUCAUUUGAAUAAUGGUGAAUAUUAGCCAAGGAAGGUACAACUGUGGACCUGUGGGAGGGAAUAAGAAAUCCCUGGAGGACAGUUUUGUGUAAGGCAGGUUAUGUGUAGGAGGAUGAAUGAUAUGGAAAGUAAUUAAGGUCCCCACUCAGAGGAGGGUAGAAAGUGUUGAGUCGGUUGAUUUCUUAUAUAUAGAUUUCUCUACUUGUAAAAUAUUCACUAAAUUUAGACUGGGAUGAUACACUGGGAAUUCUCAAAAUUGUUUCAAACCCCUCACUAAAAUGCUAAAACCUAGUAGAAAAAAGUUGUUUUUGCAGACCUAUAAUCCUGUACAAAUUACUCUAAUGAGAUCCUGGCCAUUAUUUUUAAUCUUAAUAUUCAGAGGAGGUAAGAUCUUCCAUCGUUGGUAGAAAAGGGGAAGAGGAUGUUUGAGCCUCUCUCGUAGGAGAGUGGCUAGACAAGCUAUACAAUUCUCAUUCCUCCUUGCCUAACCCCAAAUAAUUAAACACACUACACUUUCACUAACUUCCUUCCUGGUAUCUGAUUCUCCUCUAGCUUUCACAAGGUGAAGAGGUUGGGGAAGGUUGGUUCCACCUAUCCUAGCCUAUUUUGUUCAGGGAUGUCUCAGCAUUGGGAAAUGAAAGGUCUGUUUGGGGCAUAGGUUAUACGGCUAGAUUCCAUGGGGAAAAGCAAUUCAAGUUCCAUUCUCAAGGAGGUCAGAACUGGUCACCUGGACCAUGAAGAAUAUGCUGAGGUUGCCUAAUAGUUACCUAGUCUUUGUUCUCAGUCACUGGGUGACUAAGUGGCUUGCAAUUUUCAUAAUUGUCCAAGGGUAUAUAUUCUAUUGAUUUAGAUAUUAAAAAGCCAUGAGCAUUCAUUUUUAGCUUAAAUGAAGGUGCUAUUCCCUGUUUCCUGGCAGGAGUGGGUAGAAAGAAAUGAAAGAAAUCUAUUUCCUGAUCCUAUUUUUGCUGAUACUUACGUGAAUUUUCAGUUUCAUAACUCUUUACUUUUCAGGACUUGUUUUCGCUAAUGAAUUGUAUGUAACUUUGUAUUGCACUGUAUUUUUCCUCUGGGACAAACUGUGCUGUGAAUAGAGAAAUGUAUUUCUUUCCCAACUUCCCUGGGCAUUCCACUUUGUGUUUUAGGUACUGUGCAAACAGCAGCCGAGUCUUUCUUCAGAAUCUGACUUGGGCUGAAAACCUGCUGUGGAAUCAUGUGAGUUUUGGAGUCCCCUUUUUUAGGAACUCUGUAGCACUUUGAAUCACCUCUUCCCAGGUCCCUAAAUGACUUCUAGGCUUCCUGGGAUGACAGUGUAACCAGUGCAUCAUUUUUCGUACUGUGAUAUAUUCCUGUUGUUACUGCAUAUGUGUGAGUUUAUAAGUCUAAAAUUCCAGAGGCUGUUCACAUUCCUCUUGAGCAACUCAUGCGAAUUGCAGGCAAAACACCUAAGAGAAAGGGGAGCAUCCUCCUGAGUGCAAGGCUAAACAGGUAAAGUGACAACUGUAUCAUCAUCUAUGACCUGUGUCAUGGAUCUCUGGUGCAUGGUGGUCCAUCAUUCCGACCAACAGCUCUGUAUAUCAUUGGAAUAAAUGAUGCAGGGUUGUCUCAGAGGAGCUAUUCAGACUCCAUGGUUUAGCACCUACAGAAGUAGAUGCUCACCCAAGCCUCAAUAAAGGUUAGUUUUGCCAGAA
Messenger RNA from Trichosurus vulpecula (common brushtail), 3392 nucleotides. It is a transcript of the gene AP3M2, whose product is annotated as adaptor related protein complex 3 subunit mu 2. Gene Ontology annotation, biological process: endocytosis; intracellular protein transport. The transcript is spliced from 8 exons. NCBI's taxonomy places the organism in Eukaryota, Metazoa, Chordata, Mammalia, Diprotodontia, Phalangeridae. The record is from RefSeq and is a predicted model, not a curated record. The coding region runs from base 59 to 1315 and encodes 418 amino acids. Gene Ontology annotation, cellular component: cytoplasmic vesicle; clathrin adaptor complex.